Molecule: messenger RNA, 4477 nt
Organism: Poecile atricapillus (Black-capped chickadee)
Lineage: Eukaryota; Metazoa; Chordata; Aves; Passeriformes; Paridae
Gene: OSBPL2
Product: oxysterol binding protein like 2
Exons: 15
Coding region: 439-1881 (480 amino acids)
Cellular component (GO): intracellular membrane-bounded organelle; membrane; cytosol
Molecular function (GO): cholesterol binding
Source: RefSeq, a predicted model, not a curated record
UCCGCUCCCCUCGCCGGCCCCAGCGCCGCCACAGCCCCGUUCGGGCUCGGCUCGGGGGUCCGUCCUCAGCGGGCCGCGCUGUCAGCGCGGCGGGGGCGGGCGGGGGAGCGGCUGCCCCAGCGCUUCUCUCCCGUCCCUGCGGCCGAGGGUGCCUUGACCUGCCCGGGUGUCUCGGGGCACUGCGGGCCGCAGGCCCGAGCUGCAGCGUCGGCAGCGUCGGGAGAAGGAGACAAGCAAGAUGAGAAAAAUAGCAGGAAAAAAGGCUUUUUUUUAAUUAACAUGCCACCAGAACUUCUGCAUGGUAGUAAAGAUCAUCUAAAGCAGCUGGGUAUUUGCAAAAGAAGACCCUGACAGCACACAGAUACUUAAUCUCUAAAUCAAAUUCAACGAUGCAUUAGAGAGAGCUGCACUGGCUGCACAGAGAAUUCACACUGAAGGAUGAACAGUGAAGAAGAGUUUUAUGAUGCCGUUACGGGCUUUGAUUCUGACAAUUCUUCAGGAGACUUUUCAGAAGCAAAUCAUAAAGUUCCAGAAAUGCUUGAUCUAGAUCCACACCAAAGCAAUAGGACUGGAAAGCAUAAUGGAGAGACAGAGAUACAAGAAAAUGGGAUUAAGAGACACAGGACAUCAUUACCUGCCCCAAUGUUUUCUAGAAGUGAUUUUAGUGUGUGGAGCAUAUUAAAAAAAUGCAUUGGACUGGAGCUGUCCAAGAUUACGAUGCCCAUUGUCUUCAACGAGCCCUUGAGUUUCCUUCAAAGGAUAACAGAAUAUAUGGAGCAUAUAUACCUCAUCAAUAAGGCUUGUAGUCAUGCAGAUCCUCUGGAAAGAAUGCAGGCUGUAGCUGCUUUUGCAGUUUCUGCUGUAGCUUCUCAGUGGGAGAGAACUGGCAAACCAUUUAACCCACUGUUAGGAGAAACCUAUGAAUUAACCAGGGAGGACUUAGGAUUUAGGUUUAUAUCUGAACAAGUCAGCCACCACCCACCUAUUAGUGCAUUUUAUUCUGAAGGCCUCAAUAAGGACUUCAUAUUUCAUGGAUCAAUCUAUCCCAAACUAAAAUUCUGGGGAAAGAGUAUAGAAGCAGAGCCUCGGGGAACAAUUACUUUGGAGCUUCUGAAGCACAAUGAAGCUUACACAUGGACAAAUCCAACCUGUUGUGUACAUAAUGUAAUUAUUGGUAAACUGUGGUUAGAACAGUACGGAGUGGUAGAAAUUGUAAAUCACAGUACUGGAGAUAAAUGUGUCCUUAAUUUUAAACCAUGUGGACUGUUUGGGAAAGAGCUUCACAGAGUAGAGGGAUACAUCCAGGACAAGCACAGGAAGAAGCUGUGUGUGAUCUAUGGCAAGUGGACAGAAUGUUUGUGGAGCACUGAUCCCACCACAUAUGAGACCUACAAAAAGAGUGAGAAGAGAGGUGGUGAGCAGAAGAAGAAGUCGAGUGAAGAAGAUAUUAAAUCUGAAAAUGAUGAGGCUGAUGAUAUGCCAGAGGUUCAAGACACAGUGCAGUUCAUACCAGGCAGUAAAUUGCUUUGGAGGAUAAACUGUAGGCCACCAAACUCAUCACAGAUGUACAAUUUCACCAGUUUUGCUGUGAGCCUCAACGAGCUGGAAAAGGGCAUGGAAGCGAUAUUGGCUCCCACGGACUGCCGGCUACGUCCGGAUAUCAGGAACAUGGAGAACGGGAACAUGGAUGUGGCAAGCAAAGAGAAAGAGAGACUAGAAGAGAAACAAAGAGCUGCUCGCAAGGAGCGUGCGAAGGACGAGGUGGAGUGGCACACACGAUGGUUUCAUCAAGGCACUAACCCAUACACUGGGACUCCAGAUUGGCUGUACUCAGGUGGUUAUUUUGAUAGAAAUUUCUCAGACUGUCCAGACAUAUACUGAAAUUCCAGAACCAACUGCUCAUUUCAUCCGGACAUCUAGUCACUAGAUUUCAUUCCAAGCCAGUUACUCUGGUUAUGUUGAUAGCAAAAACCAGCUUUUCUAAGUAAAUUUUAACAGAAAUUCUGUCAGUCAACAAUCAAUGAUUUAAUUAUCACUAAUGUUGGAUUGCCAAAUAUUUAAAUACUGUUGUGCUCAUUCCAUAAAGCUGUACCUGAAAUCAAGUUUUCACUAAUUUUCAGAGGGACCUUUGGUUCUCCAUUUCCUCCCCUAGUUUCUCUGGCAGGAGGAUACGCUGUAUCUGUAGAGCACAUAACAUCCUUGAAAACUACUUAACUUCAAUAAAAUAGAGAUAAUAUCCUUGUUACUUAGUACAAUAGUGAAGAAGCUGAAGUUUUUGGCACUCCCAGCAGGGAUGAAAAGCCAAUAUGGUACCAAGAGGAUCAAACCCAGUCCUGUCACACACUCCCUGUACUGUAUGUAGCAUUCCCCAGGGACGGGAGCUCCCGGCCCCGCUCUCAACAAUUCCAUAACUGAGAGACUCGGGACACAGAACCCAGCCCGAGCCUCUCUCACUGUAGUUGUCUGUUACAGAGUCUUCACAACUUUGGGACACUGUGAGCAUUAAACUGUAUACCUGUGAUAAAUCCCAUAGAGCAUACGUUAGAAGGGAAGGGCGCAGCCAAAAUGUGCUUUUCCUGAGGUCAAAUGCUGUUCUUACCAUAGGAGAAGCUUUGGAAGCAAUAGCAGGAAUGUCGAGGUGGUUCCAAUGUACAAUAUAUCGCUUGCUACCACUCGGAGGCUUAACUCUUCUGCACUACCUUUGGCAGCUUUGGCACUGUGUAUGCUUCUAGACUAAACUUUCCUUUGGAAGCACUUCCGUGUGUGUAUCCACACAGGUUCAUGUUUUGGGGAAGUUUUGGUUUGCAUGUUUCUCAUUAUUAGGUCAUGUCUGUUUUGUAUGUUGUGAUAAAGCAGAAUCAAUUUAAAGCUUUGGCAGAGUUAUACCUAUUACAAGUUUCCUGUGAGCACGUGAUAUCAAAAAGUGGGAUUUUUUUUUUUUUUUUUUGUUCCACAUCAAGCCAUCGAAGCCAUAUAAUACUGGAAAUAAUCAAUUACUGAACUGAUGCAUUAAUUUUCUUUCAAGUGGUACACUUCAGGGGCCAGGGUGGGGAGAGAAUCUUAAAAAAUUAGGUCCAGUAAUUAAAACUAAUUGUAAUAUUGCUGCUUCUUUUAUGAAAUUUUUAAUUGAGUAACCAUUGAAAAUGGAGAGUGGCUGUGCUGCUGUGAAGUUUACAGUAAUUUAGAAAUUGUUGGUGUUAAGUGCCAGCAACAUGAAGUGUUCAAGAAAGAACUGGUCUGAUUUGUGUCCAAAACAUCUGUGAUUUCAUCCAGAAAGUAGAUUUUUGAAGUGCUUCUCUCUCAGCCACAGGAUUAAAAAGCAGAAGAAAAUUAGCAUAUUCAUAGAGAAAUUCUUCUAUCAAAUCCCGUGUAGAACAAUUAGAUUACAUUUGUGGGAAAUUUAGUUGUCUUCAUUGGAAAAAUAAGAGAAGCUGUAAAACUUCAAGGCAGUAAGGAAGGGAACAAUCUGAAUCUUUUUUAUGGCAACUUGAUUCUAUUGCCAAAAUUUGUACCUUGUGUUGAUGGAAGUCCUCAGAACUUGAGCUGGACUUACUGGCACAGAGGGGUUUGUGUUUGUUCCUAGUGCGGGCACAGACACUUCUGAAAAGACACUGCUGAUCCACACGGAACGGCAUAAAAAUAGUUUUGAUAAAAACCUGAGCUUUAACGACAGUGUCAGGCACUGUUAACCCCUUUCCAAACCCGCUACACGUGUGCCAUAGGGAAUUUUUUGUUAGGUGAGGAUUAAAAGGAAUCACAUGUUAGACCAGUGGGAGUUUAAAACUUGCUUUAAUUACAUAGUAUGUUCAAUGCUGGAGUGAUGUUUUUAAAACAAAGCAUAUAAAUAGAAAUUGCCUGAAUGGAAAAAAACUGUACAGAUGUUCUGUUUCUAAGAGGAGGUGUACAGGUUAGCAUCCCUUUUGUCUAAGCCAGGAUUUAAAUUCAAAGAACUAAAGCCUUGUCAUUAUGUGAAAGCAUGAAACAAUUGUACCAACACGUUUAAUCCAAACUUCAGUAUAGAAUCUUCAUGGGAUAUAAAAAGAAACCAGGAACAUUUCCAAUGUAAGAACACUUCAUUAGUUACAUCUUCACCCCCGUCUCCCCUUCCUUUAGUCUGAGGUUUUCAGUAAAAUUUCAGAUUAGUUCCAAACCCAUUUUUCUAAUUUAUUGCUCUUCAUUGGCAACACUUUCAGAACCCUUUCCUUGCGCUGCCAACACUGCUCUGCUUGGCCAGCCAAGCAUUCCUAAUGCUCUCAAAGUCCAAAAGUUUUUAUUUUCGAUGCAGAUCUCGCCUCAGUAGUUUACGUGUCAAAACAUUUAAUAACUUUGCACCUUUUGAAAGAAUGUCACUUUUAUAACUUGAUUAAACACUGUAUAUAAGAUAACUGUGUUAGUAUAUGUUAUUACAGCUACAUAGAGAAACCAGCUAGAAAGAAAUUAUAAUAAAUACUUAAUAAAUACCCUUUGGGCCUCUGGA